Molecule: messenger RNA, 1135 nt
Organism: Zerene cesonia (dogface butterfly)
Lineage: Eukaryota; Metazoa; Arthropoda; Insecta; Lepidoptera; Pieridae
Exons: 2
Coding region: 83-1090 (335 amino acids)
Molecular function (GO): protein binding
Source: RefSeq, a predicted model, not a curated record
UAAACACUGCGAUAAGCCAGUAUCUGCUAUAUUCAAGUUCAAGCGAAGAUUAGUCUUGGCUCCGCACAGAAUCGAUAUCACCAUGCUGCUAAAAUCAUUCGCAGCAGUCUUACUGCUGGGGCUGGUGUAUGGCGCCCCCACGAGUGAUGAUGAACACCUCACAAUAACAUCAGAAUACUACGCCGAAUCGCUUGUCGUUUACAAAGGGAAUCAUGACAUCGUCAGUAUCCUUGUACCGCUCAACUCUUUAAACUUCGAUGAAGACGAAUCAUCUGAAUCCGACGAAAGCGAAUCGGAAAUAACUGUCUUCUUCGCCGAAGCUGAUAUAGACGAGAAUGGGAAGCGUGUAGACCAAGGUCUGUACGUGUUGAAGAACGGCAAGGCGAAGAAGAUUCUAGAAAAUGGCAGAGACGCCGCUGCGUCUGGUGACAGCAGCAAAACUGUCUACUUGGCAGCAAGCGACGGCAUUUACGUCUAUAAUCAAGAAGACAACACCGCUGUUAAGUACGGCUCUGUAUCUGAUAGCAUCAUUGGUAUCGCGCAAGAAGUUGAAAGUGAUGUUUUAUACAUCCUAACUGAAGACAAUACCGUGUACAAGGUCACAGACAACGGUAAUAAUAAAGCCAAAAUUGAUGACAUCGUGAACGCUCAACAGAUCGUACUGGACUACUCGAAUAAUCUGUACUUCUAUACCCCUGAUAAGAAAGUACACGUAUACACUUCAGAAAGUGUAAAAGAUAUUGGAGGUCUUCCUGAAAACCCCUCUAAAAUCACCCUGGUUAAGCCACCUAUUCUUUUAGAUAGCGGAAUACCAGUCGUCGUCGAUACCGCAUCAUAUAUUAUUUAUGAGAAUGGUACGACUGAAGACUAUGGCAUUGAUUUCGAAAGUAACACUGUACCAACUGCGUAUGGCAUGGAGGCAGCUUUAAUCCAAUACUAUGCGCAUAAUAAGAAAAUAUACGAGUACAAUAUACUUGCGAUGGUAUUGGGGUCCAUUUUAGACGAACUGAAAAGCUUCUUGAACGACAAAACUGAAAAUAUUCAAAAUAUCGCUACACAGAAACGAAAGGAUCUCAGGAAGAAGGAAUAAAAUCAUCACUUAAGAGUUGUUAUAAUUAAGAAUCAGUUUAAAGCU